Messenger RNA from Pelmatolapia mariae (spotted tilapia), 1071 nucleotides. It is a transcript of the gene abraa, whose product is annotated as actin binding Rho activating protein a. The transcript has 2 exons. Gene Ontology annotation, molecular function: actin binding. Gene Ontology annotation, cellular component: sarcomere. Lineage: Eukaryota; Metazoa; Chordata; Actinopteri; Cichliformes; Cichlidae. The record is from RefSeq and is a predicted model, not a curated record. Gene Ontology annotation, biological process: positive regulation of Rho protein signal transduction; positive regulation of transcription by RNA polymerase II. Bases 1 to 1071 code for a protein of 356 amino acids.
AUGAGUAGCAGUGGGAUCACUACAGUUUCAUCCCGGGAUCCACAGGCUUUCAAACGGACUGUAAAGAAGAUAAAAUGUGCCGCUAUGGUGGCCAAUUUGGCUAAAAGUUGGCAGGGAUGGGCUAAAGAACAUGCUGGCAAGCAAGAAGCCAUGCCAAGUGGCUGGAUGCCUUCAUCUGUGGAGGAGGAAGAUAAAAAAGAACGCAACCAUGUUGUUAAACUUACAGUUACCCCACGUGUAAUCUUAGCAGAUCCCAGUGACAAUAGUGAGAAUAAGAUCAGAACCUGCUCUGUAAACAAGACCGUUCAGCCAAAACGCAGCGAGUGCAGCAGCAGCGAUAUAGUUAAUGCCAUUCGUGGCAAGAUGGAGUCAGGUCCUGAGGAGACCAAGCCAUUCAUGGGCAACGAAUCACCAACACGGCGGCGGCAGAUGAGGGCACUACAAAGUGGAGAAGGAGGCGGGAGGAUACAGGACAGGAAACUAAAGCUCCAGGAGAAGAAGUUGGGGUCAAGAAGCAGCAGCGUGGACACAGACGACAGCGGGUUGGGAGAGGAAAGCGGGCUCAGCGACAACAAUGAAUCUAAAAACGAAAAUGGCGAGCCCCAGUCCAAAAAGCAGACCAACAGGCCAAAGAUUAAAAUUGCCACCACGGGUGACAUCAGAAGUCGCUGGCAACAGUGGUCCGAACACCACAUUGAAGGCCAGAAGCUCAAUCCCUUCAGUGAGGAAUUUGACUAUGAGUAUGCUAUGGCCCAGCGCCUCCGCAAGGGUGACUCUGGCUAUGGACGACCCAAAGAAGGCUCCAAGACAGCAGAGAGGGGAGACAGGGCCCAGAAACACAUCUACAGGGAGAUGGAGGAGAUGGUCUGGAUUAUAAGAGACAUGGGCUUCAAGAAUAAAGAGGGUAGAACAAUCAUAACUUUUGGCCGUCUCUUCGACCGCUACGUGAAAAUCUCGGACAAAGUGGUGGGCAUUCUGCUUCGCUGCCGCAAACACAAGAUGCUGGACUUUGAGGGGGAGAUGCUGUGGAAGGGGCGGGAUGAUGAUGUCAUUAUUACGCUAAAGGAUUGA